Messenger RNA from Pseudophryne corroboree (corroboree frog), 4767 nucleotides. Its product is annotated as contactin-4-like. Lineage: Eukaryota; Metazoa; Chordata; Amphibia; Anura; Myobatrachidae. Gene Ontology annotation, molecular function: cell-cell adhesion mediator activity. The coding region runs from base 379 to 3465 and encodes 1028 amino acids. Gene Ontology annotation, biological process: axon guidance; cell-cell adhesion; brain development. The transcript has 23 exons. The record is from RefSeq and is a predicted model, not a curated record. Gene Ontology annotation, cellular component: axon; plasma membrane.
GAGGGAUUUCCUCGCUCAUCACCAGGUCUCAGAGUAUCUGACGUUGAAUGUUCGUGCCCAGCCCGGUGCCCAGCUCCCCCCGCCCGGUGCCCAGCUCCCGCCGCCCGGUGCCCGGACUCCCCCCCCCUCUCCGUGCCCGGACUCCCCCCGCCCGGUGCCCAGCUCCCCCCUCUCCGUGCCCGGACUCCCCCCGCCCCGUGCCCUGUGCCCGGACACCAGGACUGGGAAUCCCGGGAUCAGUGCAGGUGAGGCCGGGCGGGUGAUGAUAGAGCUGCCAGACACAUAUAUCUCCCAUGUGCGACUUACUGUACAUAUAAAAGAGUAAAAGUUGCCGCAGAUCUGAGUGGCUGAAGAGACGUUCGACCCCACAAAGCGAGGAUGAAGUUGCUAUGGAAACUGCUGGCGUUUCGCUGGUUCGUGUGUCUUGCAGAUGAACUUGCUCUGCAGGGUCCAGUGUUCACUCAGGAGCCGGCAAAUCUGGUCUUUCCGCUGGACUCAGAGGAUCGGACGUUGCGGCUGGUCUGCGAGGCACAGGGCCACCCCAAACCUGUCACAAGGUGGAGAGUGAAUGGGACCCUUAUGGACGAAGCCCAGGAUUAUCGGUACAGAGUGCUGGACAGAAGCUUAGUGAUCACUUCUCCGGAUCGUGUCCGGGAUGUCGGCACCUUCCAGUGCGAGGCUACCAACUCGGUGGGGUCCAUCCUGAGCCGGGAGGCUGCCCUGCAGUUUGCAUAUCUUGAUUCAUUCCAGACCAGGACCCGGAGUACGGUGUCUGUACGGGAGGGACAAGGGAUGGUACUUCUGUGCGGUCCACCUGCUCACUCUGGAGAGCUGGUUUACGCCUGGAUCUUUAAUGAGUACCCUCCAUUUGUGCAGCAAGACAAUCGCAGAUUUGUGUCGCAGGUCACCGGAAACCUUUACAUCGCUAAGGUGGAGCCUUCCGACGCUGGGAAUUACACCUGCGUGGUGACAAAUACGGUGACCAACACCCGGGAGCUGGGGCCUAGUACACCGCUCACACUCAGGACAGACGGUGUGAUGGGGGAGUAUGAGCCUAAGAUCGAGGUGCACUUUCUGGAGUCCGUUGCGGCAGCGAAAGCGUCUACGGUGAAGUUGGAAUGUUUCGCGCUGGGGAACCCAGUCCCAACCAUCACCUGGAGGAGGGCAGACGGCAAGGCGAUAUCCCGCAAAGUGCGCCGGCAUCGCUCCAGCGGAGUGUUGGAGAUCCCCAACUUCCAGCAGGAAGACGCCGGACCGUACGAAUGCGUUGCCGAGAAUACACGUGGGAAGAACAUGGUGCGAGGGCAGCUCACAUAUUUUGCUCCUCCAACCUGGGUGCAGAAGAUUAACGAUGCGCACAUAGCGAUCGAGGAGAACAUUCUGUUGGAGUGUAAAGCGAGCGGACGCCCAAAGCCGACAUACACCUGGCUGAAGAACGGACAACGCCUGCAGAGCAAAGGCCGUCUCCAGAUUGAACACGGAAGCCUCACCAUCACGUCUGUGAACAGCUCAGACUCCGGAAUGUUCCAGUGCUUGGCAGAAAACAAACACGGAACCAUUUAUUCCAGCGCCGAGCUGAGGGUUAUUGCUGUGGGCCCUGACUUCACCGCAGCGUUUGUCAGAAGAGUGACCUUAGGAAAGGUCGGCGGUUUUGUCCUGAUUGAGUGCAAACCUAAGGCCUCGCCUAAACCGACCAUCACGUGGAGGAAAGGAAGGGACCCACUGCGGCUGAACCCCAGAAUCUCCGUCUUGGACGAUGGGAGCCUGAAGAUCUCUAACCUUACCAAAGCCGAUGCUGGGAGCUACACUUGUACGGCCGCCAAUCAUUUUGGGACAGCUAGCAGCACAGGAACACUAGUGGUGAAGGAUCCCACAAAGGUGUUGGUGCCCCCCUCCAGCAUGGACGUCACGGUGGGCGAGAGCAUCGUUUUACCUUGCCAAGUCUCCCACGACCAUUCACUCGACAUCUCUUUCUCCUGGGUGUUCAAUGGGCAACUUAUCGACUUCCAAAGAGAUGGGGAGCAUUUUGAACGUGUUGGAGGACAAGACUCGGCUGGAGACCUGAUGAUAAGGAGCAUCCAGCUGAAGCAUGCGGGGAAAUAUAUCUGCCUGGUCCACACAAGUGUAGACAAGCUGUCUGCGGGAGCAGAUCUCAUUGUCAGAGGACCCCCUGGGCCACCGGAUGCUCUCACUGUGGAGGAGAUAACAGACACCACUGCACAGUUAUCAUGGAUGCCAGGAGUGGACAAUCACAGCCCCAUCACCAUGUAUGUCGUACAGGCUCGAACCCCAUUCUCAGUGGGGUGGCAGGCGGUCAGCACAGUGCCUGAGGUUGUGGAUGGAAGAUCUUUCACCGCCACCGUGGUUGGUCUGAGUCCGUGGGUUGAGUACGAGUUCCGUGUCAUCGCCAUCAACCAGAUUGGUAUCGGAGAGCCGAGCCCCCCCUCCGACAAGAGGAAGACGGAGGAAGCGCUUCCUGAGGUGACUCCGGCUAACGUCAGUGGUGGAGGCGGCAGUAAGAGUGAACUCGUCAUCACUUGGGAGCCGGUACCGGAGGAAUUCCAGAAUGGCGGAGGCUUUGGUUACGUGGUUGCGUUCCGGCCCUUUGGAACCAUCAGCUGGAUGCAGACGGUGGUGGCGUCUGCGGACUCCUCGCGGUAUACUUACAGGAACGAGAGUCUUCCGUCCUUUUCUCCGUACGAGGUGAAGGUGGGAGUGUUCAACAACAGAGGGGAGGGGCCGUUCAGCCCCCUGACCGUGGUGUAUACGGCGGAAGAAGAGCCAGGCCGGGCCCCAGCAGGGCUCUACGCUCGGAGCCUGACUGCGUGGGACAUCGAGGUAUCUUGGAUAGCCGUGCCUAGCAGUCUCAGCAAAGGCAGGAUACAAGGCUAUGAGGUCCGCUUCUGGAAGCAGAACGAGAAGGAGCAGAGCGCACGGAAACUGCGAACGUUGGGGAACCAAACAUCCACCAAGCUAAGUCACCUGCAAGGACACACGCUGUACUACCUGAACGUCCGGGCAUACAACAGUGCGGGCACCGGUCCUGCCAGCUCCACCGUCAAUGUGACCACCAGAAAACCACCUCCGAGCCAGCCACCUGGGAACAUCAUAUGGAAUUCCUCAAACUCCAAAAUUAUCCUGAACUGGGACCAAGUGACCGCACAGGAGAAUGAGUCUGAGGUGAAAGGGUACAGAGUUCUGUAUCGCUGGAACAGGCAGGGAGGGGCCGCCAUGAUUGAAACCAAUCAGACAUCCGUCGAGUUGUCCUUGCCAUACGAUGAAGAUUACAUCAUUGAGAUCCGACCAAUCAGCGAUGGAGGAGAAGGCAGUAGCAGCGAACCCAUCCGUAUUCCUCGGAUAUCCAAUGCCUACGCGCAAGGGUCAGGUGCCUCAACGUCCAACGCCUGCACCUUAUCUGCCAUCAGCACUUUAAUGAUCUCCCUCACUGCUCGUUCCAGCUUAUGACCUCGGGCCUCUGAGACUCCCAGAAACUGCCAUCUUACUCGCGGAUGGUGGACCACGACUAUCCUCCACAAGCGACGGCUCCGUACGGAUUAUCCUGAGAUUGGCCUCAGCUUCUGAGCUUCCUCCUCUCCUUACGGGGAGGAUAUUAUGCACUGACGACAUCUGAAAUACGAUGUUACCAAAGCAGUUUACAUGCCGUAUAUGCAUAUUUUUUAUUAUUAAUAUCUAGUGUUUUAUAGAGUUUUUUAAGGUUAACAUGAUGUAGAUAUAUAUACGUUUUUUGCUGUAAAAUGCUGCAGGUGUCUCAUACAACUCUCUUCUGUCCUCCCUCUCCUUCAAUAACGAUUACUCAACCGGGACUAUUAUAUUUUAUAUACUCUCUCUUUCUAUCUCGCAUAUCCUGAACCCCUCCAUGACGGUGGCAUCCUAAAACCAAAAAUGGUGCCAGAUCUUGGACCUACUGAAAUACCCGAUCUGUUGGCCUGAAGAAGGGUCACGGCGGGAGGCGAAGACUUUUUUUAAGUAGUCCUUUGGGAAGAGUGUAUGAUAAAAUAGCAGCUUUUGGGGAGGAACAGGUGCUUAGUCUUCAGAUGGAUGUAUAUUCCUGACAUAUAGGGUCAUUGGUGAUGGACUUCAUAGCAUCAGUCAUCACAUAAUCUUGGUCUACACCAGAUUAAAGUUUUGCUUUUCGUAAGAACGGCUCCCCCCAUUCCCAAGUAAGGUUUAAGUCUCAUUUGGUUUGAGUUUCCUGAUCUGUUGCGGACACUUAGUCCAGAUCUUGAGGUUUUGCGGACAGCGAACAGAGAAGCGGUUAUAUUGCGGGUGCCAUCAGAGACUGUGGGAACCAACCUGAGGUCCUGAUAUUUUAUGGAGAGUGAGCAGAGUCUAAUUUUUUUAUUUAUUUUUUACUAAGAGCGUGAGCUGAGACGAUCAGGAUGGAAGUUCAUGAACCAUCCAUAACUUCAUGGCCAGAUUCAUACGUAACGACGUUAACACAAGACCUGUCCCGCACUGUACGUCGGUGGUAGAAAAGUAAAAGGGAAAUGCUGUCCCCGAUUUGGUCGCAGUGUGAGGUGGACAGAUAAGCAAAGAGACAAUUCCUGACGUCACAGACACAGGGGUUCCGAUACUUCCAAUAUGUUUAUAAACGCCCCUAAAUAAUGAAUGUUGUUAAAUAUCCAAGUCAGAAAGUCUAUAUAUAUAUUGCAGAGAGUGUAUAAAGCUACCUACAGGCGCUAAAAUGUAACAUAUACCUAGAACUUGAUCUAAAAUAUAAUAUGCCUAGAGAACAUAUUUACAAAA